Messenger RNA from Eutrema salsugineum, 2480 nucleotides. Its product is annotated as phosphoribosylaminoimidazole carboxylase, chloroplastic. The transcript has 17 exons. Gene Ontology annotation, molecular function: phosphoribosylaminoimidazole carboxylase activity; ATP binding; metal ion binding. The record is from RefSeq and is a predicted model, not a curated record. Gene Ontology annotation, cellular component: chloroplast. Gene Ontology annotation, biological process: 'de novo' IMP biosynthetic process. NCBI's taxonomy places the organism in Eukaryota, Viridiplantae, Streptophyta, Magnoliopsida, Brassicales, Brassicaceae. The coding region runs from base 290 to 2233 and encodes 647 amino acids.
ACCCUUCUUUCUUCCUCCUCGCCUUCGCCUACUCUGCUCCGUCUCAACUUUUAACUUCUUGUUAUUCUUCGCUUAGCUUUUCAGCAGAGUUUCACUUUUUUUCUUAUCUCUGAUUUGGUGAAUUCAUGCUUUUUGUUUAAAUAUUUAUUUUUUGAAGAUGAAUUAAUAUCCUUACGAAUUCUCAGCCUAUUGUUGUUAUCGGAUUCCCAUUAUAAAAAUCGAACCUUUGGAGCUCACUUCUCGAAUCCUCUCUCCUUGUCUAGCUGCUACAGUCACAGUUCAAAACCUGAUGUUGCUUCUGAAACAGAGCUCAGCUACUCUUCUUGUCGCUGGGAAUACAAGUCCAGUCCUUCACAAUUCUCGCUUCACUUACAGAGCUGGAUCUCUUCCGGUGAGCAGAACGUACUCCUCCCAGAGUUUCACCAUGGCAAAUCUGCACAAGCUUCCCACGUCUUCGUCUGGGAAACUUAAUCCGGUUUUGGCCUGCAGCGCUUCAGCAGUGCCCUGUAGCUCUCAUGAGGCUUCUCCUAUCAGUGAGAAUAACGAGAAGAAACAUGUCCACGGAGUUUCUGAGCUGAUCGUGGGAGUGUUAGGGGGUGGACAAUUGGGUCGUAUGCUUUGCCAAGCUGCUUCUCAAAUGGCUAUCAAGGUGAUGAUUUUAGAUCCUUCAGAGAAUUGCUCAGCAAGUUCGUUGUCUUACGGCCACAUGGUUGAUAGCUUUGACGACAGUGCUACAGUAGAAGAAUUUGCAAAAAGAUGUGGAGUCUUGACUGUGGAAAUUGAACAUGUUGAUGUCGAAACAUUAGAGAAGCUUGAGAAACAAGGAGUGGAUUGCCAACCAAAAGCCUCUACUAUCAGGAUAAUACAGGAUAAAUACAGGCAAAAAGUUCAUUUCUCUCAGCAUGGCAUCCCACUUCCUGAAUUUAUGGAGAUAAGUGAUAUUGAAGGAGCGGAAAGAGCAGGUGAAAUUUUCGGCUACCCACUUAUGAUCAAGAGCAAGCGAUUGGCUUAUGAUGGACGCGGAAAUGCAGUUGCCAACAGCCAAGAUGGGCUUUCUUCUGCUGUAACGGCUCUUGGAGGUUUCAGUCGUAGUUUGUACGUUGAGAAAUGGGCACCCUUUGUCAAGGAGUUGGCGGUUAUUGUGGCUAGGGGAAGAGAUGGUUCCAUGGUUUGUUAUCCCGUUGUUGAAACUGUUCACAGGGAUAACAUCUGCCAUAUAGUUAAAGCACCUGCAGAUGUGCCUUGGAAGACUAACAAACUUGCCACUGAUGUUGCCCAAAAGGCUGUUGGUUCUUUAGAAGGCGCUGGUGUUUUUGCAGUCGAGCUGUUCUUGACAGAGGAUGGUCAGAUCCUGUUAAACGAAGUUGCACCUAGACCACACAACAGUGGCCAUCAAACGAUCGAGUCCUGCUAUACUUCACAGUUUGAACAACACUUGCGGGCUGUGGUUGGUCUUCCACUUGGUGAUCCGUCAAUGAGAACUCCAGCGUCCAUCAUGUACAACAUUCUGGGAGAAGAUGAUGGAGAAGCUGGUUUUAAAUUGGCUCAUCAACUUAUUGCAAGGGCUUUAUGUGUUCCAGGUGCAUCUGUUCAUUGGUAUGACAAGCCAGAAAUGAGAAAGCAGCGUAAGAUGGGCCACAUCACUCUUGUUGGGCGGUCAAUGGGUGUUUUGGAGCAACGGUUGAAUUGUAUAUUAAGUGAGAAAAGCCAUCAAGUAAAUGAGCCACCUCGUGUUGGUAUCAUUAUGGGUUCAGACUCGGAUCUUCCUGUUAUGAAGGAUGCUGCCAAAAUUCUGGACAUGUUUGGUGUGACGUAUGAGGUAAAGAUAGUUUCAGCUCAUCGCACCCCAGAGCUGAUGUUUUCAUAUGCAGCCUCAGCUCAUAGUCGAGGCGUCCAAGUCAUCAUUGCAGGUGCUGGUGGUGCUGCUCACUUACCAGGUAUGGUUGCUUCACUCACUCCUUUGCCCGUUAUUGGUGUCCCUGUACGCGCUACCCGUUUGGAUGGAGUUGAUUCACUUCUCUCCAUCGUUCAGAUGCCUAGAGGUGUUCCUGUUGCAACAGUUGCUAUAAACAAUGCGACCAAUGCAGCUUUGCUUGCUGUCCGGAUAUUGGGAAUCUCUGAUUCUGAUCUCGUCUCAAGGAUGAGUCAGUACCAGGAAGACAUGAGAGAUGAGAACAUGGUUAAAGGAGAGAGACUUGAGACACAAGGUUGGGAAUCAUAUUUGAACCAGUGAAUGUUGCUGGUUAGAGCUCUCAUCGGGAAACUGCUAUCGUCAUUGAUUUUGCUGCAAAGAAGAUGUUAAAAGAGUGAUCUGAGAGUUAGCCUCAGUUCUUAUUGUUGUUGUUGUCAUUACCAUCCGCUUUAAGAUAAAAGCAUAAUGAAUUGGAAAGUCAAAUAUAAUUGAGUCUGUUUUUGCAAAAGAUGUCCAUGAAAACCGUAAAUUUUAACAAUCAAAAGGCUGCCUGAUUGAACCGGUUUAA